Messenger RNA from Cydia amplana, 1773 nucleotides. It is a transcript of the gene ari-2, whose product is annotated as potential E3 ubiquitin-protein ligase ariadne-2. The record is from RefSeq and is a predicted model, not a curated record. Gene Ontology annotation, cellular component: ubiquitin ligase complex; cytoplasm. Gene Ontology annotation, molecular function: ubiquitin conjugating enzyme binding; ubiquitin protein ligase activity; zinc ion binding. Bases 149 to 1606 code for a protein of 485 amino acids. The transcript is spliced from 9 exons. Lineage: Eukaryota; Metazoa; Arthropoda; Insecta; Lepidoptera; Tortricidae. Gene Ontology annotation, biological process: protein polyubiquitination; positive regulation of proteasomal ubiquitin-dependent protein catabolic process; ubiquitin-dependent protein catabolic process.
GCUUAAGUUUUUAGUAGAAAACAGUAGUAAAUAAACGAUAGAUUUUUUCCUGAAAUAAACAAUGUAUCACAAUAUGUUAAUAUCGUCUUGAUAUCCACCCAACCUAUAUCCAUUCGUUUCGAUCCCAUCCUUUCUACAUUUCUCCAAAAUGUCUGCGGAAUCUGAUAUGGAAUACUCGGAUAACGAUGGGGACGACUACGAUUACUACGGAGGACAAGACGAUUGUGAUAUGGAAGCGGUGGACCGUAGUAAGGCUGAUCCCGAAUAUUUUUUAUUUUCCUGUCACAAGGUAGAAGAAGUAGAAAAAUUGUUAAACGAAUCGAUUGAAUUGCUCAGCAACAGCCUACAAAUAACACCUUCGCUGGCAAAGGUUAUGUUACAUGCAUAUGAAUGGAAUGCUCAAGAGAUUAUAGCUAAGUAUAAAAAUAAUGCUAAUGAAGUGCUAGUGUACAGCCGGGUGAAGCCUCGGGUCCCCUCUGUCCAAGCAGGCUCCAGCAGGAUGUCCUGUGCAGUCUGUGCCAACACCCCAGCCCUGACCAAGUACAGUGCUCUUGCUUGCGGACAUUACUUCUGCAAUGAAUGCUGGGCUAUGCACUUUGAAGUACAAAUUAUGCAAGGUGUGUCAAACACAAUUCAGUGCAUGGCCCAGGACUGUGAAGUGAGAGCUCCAGAGGACUUUGUGUUGUCGCAUGUGGCAAAACCGGCGCUACGAGAACGCUACCAGCAGUUUAUGUUCAAAGAUCAUGUUAAAUCACAUCCACAACUUAGAUUUUGCCCAGGUCCAAAUUGUCAGUGGAUAUUCCAAGCGUGGGUGCGGACGGGCGCGCGCCGGGUGGAGUGCUCGGGCUGCGAGCUGCUCACGUGCUUCUCGUGCGGCGCGCCGCACCACGCGCCCACCGACUGCGCCACCAUCCGCCGCUGGCUCACCAAGUGCGCGGACGACUCCGAGACGGCCAACUACAUCAGUGCGCACACUAAGGAUUGUCCUAAAUGCCAAAUAUGCAUAGAGAAAAAUGGAGGUUGCAAUCACAUGCAGUGCGGAGCUUGUAGACACGACUUUUGUUGGGUGUGCCUGGGUGACUGGAAAACGCACGGCUCUGAAUACUACGAGUGCAGUCGUUAUAAGGAAGACCCUAAUUUAACCAAUGACAAUCAACAUGCACAGGCACGCGAGGCUCUCAAAAAGUAUUUGCAUUAUUAUGAAAGAUGGGAAAAUCACGCACGAUCUCUGAAACUUGAGGAGCAGACUUUAGCAAGUCUCAAAAGCCGUAUUAAUCAAAAGGUGAUGGCUGGGGAGGGUACUUGGAUUGACUGGCAGUACCUGUGGGAUUCCGCGAGACUACUGAAGCGCUGCCGAUAUACCUUGCAGUAUACAUACCCUUAUGCUUAUUAUAUGGAAGUUGGACCUCGAAAAGAACUAUUUGAGUACCAGCAGGCCCAGUUGGAAGCAGAGAUUGAAAACUUAUCAUGGAAGGUAGAACGGGCAGAGACGACAGAUCGCGGCGAUUUAGAGAAUCAAAUGGACAUAGCAGAGAAAAGACGCACUACAUUACUCAAAGAUUUCCUAGAAUUUAAUACAAAUAGUGCUUCCAGCAGUAAAGCAUAAGUAAACCUCAAGUAUGAAGAAACGCAUUUUUUUAAAGUUAGUAGUUAACUAUGUAACAGCACUUUUGUAUAUUAAUUAUGAGAGCUAGAUUUUUUGUUCUGCCAAAGUAUAUUUAUAAACAAGAAUUUGCAAUAAUAUUUAAGUAAUAAUAAAAAAUGGCAACAUCU